AUGUGUCAACUCGUUCCGACAUGUAACGGUCUACUUCGUACAGCCGUUAAUGCUUACGUUCCUACAACUCCUGAAGACGCUGAAGACAAGAGAAAGCCUGAAUUCGAGGACGGCGCUCCGCAUAAACCAGUCGCUCUUGAGGAAGUUGAUCUAUCCACAUGGGUUAUUCCAGAGUCUACUGGCCAAUCUCACUGGUCAGACGCUUCUAUGCAGGUUGAGCAACAUUUGAAAUAUGAAGUGAACCUCUUCUCGCCUAUACACGUUAUGCGUCAAUCUCCCGAGCGAGAAGCACUUCCACCAGUUCCACCAAAGAUUCUCAAGAGCAAGAGCUUUUUCAAGGAGAUCAAAUAG
Messenger RNA from Botrytis byssoidea, 351 nucleotides. RefSeq lists its product as uncharacterized. The transcript has 2 exons. Bases 1 to 351 code for a protein of 116 amino acids. The record is from RefSeq and is a predicted model, not a curated record. NCBI's taxonomy places the organism in Eukaryota, Fungi, Ascomycota, Leotiomycetes, Helotiales, Sclerotiniaceae.